AUGAAUGAUCAUGUCACAGAAGAACAAGUAUUGAAGGUAACGUAUGAUGAGUCCUCUGGAGGAAGAGGUCGUGGACAUGGAAGUUUUAGAGGCAGAGGUCUAGGGAGAGGCAGGAGCUUUGACAAAUCCACAGUGGAAUGUUACCAUUGCCAUAAACUAGGGCAUUUUCAAUAUGAAUGCCCAAGCAAGGAGAAAUGA
Prunus armeniaca (apricot) is the source of this 198-nucleotide messenger RNA. The record is from the annotation of a GenBank genome assembly. NCBI's taxonomy places the organism in Eukaryota, Viridiplantae, Streptophyta, Magnoliopsida, Rosales, Rosaceae.